Molecule: messenger RNA, 1083 nt
Organism: Macrosteles quadrilineatus (aster leafhopper)
Lineage: Eukaryota; Metazoa; Arthropoda; Insecta; Hemiptera; Cicadellidae
Product: scoloptoxin SSD43-like
Exons: 1
Coding region: 55-972 (305 amino acids)
Source: RefSeq, a predicted model, not a curated record
CAAACGCAUUUACAAACAAAUAGUCUUCUUUAAAACUAUUUUAACGGUUUAGAUAUGCAAUUUAUAGUUGGAUAUCUCAAAAUCCUUGCACUUAUUGAAACAAUGAUUGUUAUUGCGGUUAAAGGUAAUAAUUGUGAAUAUCCAGAAUGUCCAGUAAGCGGAACUCAUACGAUGUGCAAAUACCCAGCUAAGUUAGAUACAUCAGCUCCAAAAUGUUCAGGCAAAGGGGCAACAGCCGGAUUGACCGCUGAAGACAAGAGAGUGAUCCUGGAUAAGCACAAUGAGUUGAGGCGCAAAAUUGCUAACGGUGAACAAAAAGGGUUUUCAAAGGCAGCGAACAUGAUGCAACUUGCAUGGAAUCCAGAGUUGGAGAUGAUAGCUCAGAGGUUUAUAAACUCCUGUGGAGUCGAUGGAGACCACGACAAAUGUAGGAACCUGAAGGACAACACUCCAGUCGGACAAAACUCUGCGAAUUCUGUGAUGACAGAAGGUGAUACAAAAGCAACUGUUUUAGAGAAGAUGGUUGAAUCUUGGUACGACCCUCUUGAAAAAUUAACCGACAAUACGGUCGUCGAUGAGUAUACUAGGCCAGAAGACGUGAGCAUUAAAGACUUCACUCAACUGAUUUGGGCAGAAUCCAACAGACUUGGUUGUGGAUACAGAGUUGAAAGUAAAGUUGGGAAUAGUCAAGCAGUAGCUGUGGCUUGCAACUACGCUACAGAAGGUAACGUCAAGGGGGAUCCUGUGUAUGUGAAAGGAGAACCUUGCAGUAAGUGUCCUAAGGGAAGUAAGUGUAGCAAGACAUAUCCUGGGCUUUGUGCAAAGGAGGUGAAAGAGAGUAUCAACAAGGAACCGAACAAAAAAGAAGAAAAGAAGAAGGAUGAAAUAAAACAGCCUUCUGAUUGUGACGUGACCUUUGCGAAUAUCAUACUCACAGUGUGUUGUAUCACUAUCAUUUUACGUGUUACAUAGCUGCACCGAAUUUAGGAGGUUUGUCAGUAAUAUUAUUUAUGCUAACAAAAUAUUCAAAAUACCUAGCCUCAUACUAGCUCCAUCUAAACUAGUAAAACUUAUUAUUAAUUU